AUGGCGGGGGCAGUUCCUGCGCGCAAAUUUCGGCCAGUUACACAUCUGAUAUUUGACCUGGACGGACUUCUUCUGAAUACUGAAGAUUUAUAUACCGAUGUGUUUGAAGAAAUAUGCAGUCGCUAUGGGAAGAGAUACAACUGGGAUGUUAAGUCCCUGGUCAUGGGGAAGAAGGCUCUAGAAACCGCACAGAUCAUAGUAGAGUUCCUGAAGUUACCCAUAUCCAAAGAAGAACUAUUGGAAGAAAGCCAGGAGAAGCUUCAGAAGGUGUUACACACAGCUGCACUCAUGCCAGGAGCUGAGGAACUGAUCCACCACCUGAGGAAACACCGCCUACCCUUUGCCCUGGCCACCAGCUCCGCGACUAGUUCCUUCGAAGCAAAGACCUCUAGGCACACAGGUUUCUUUGGUUUAUUUCGCCACAUUGUUCUCGGUGAUGAUCCUGAAGUGAUGAAUGGCAAGCCAGCCCCAGACAUUUUUCUAACCUGUGCCAAGAGAUUCUCUCCUCCCCCUAAUCCAGAAGACUGCCUAGUCUUUGAAGAUUCUCCAAAUGGGGUGGAGGCAGCCGUGACCUGUGGGAUGCAGGUCGUCAUGGUACCUCAUGAAAACCUGAGCACAGACCUAACAAAGAAAGCCACCCUGGUGCUGAGUUCCCUCCACGAAUUCAAGCCCGAACUGUUUGGUCUACCUGCCUAUGAGGAGUAA
Apodemus sylvaticus (European woodmouse) is the source of this 705-nucleotide messenger RNA. It is a transcript of the gene Pudp, whose product is annotated as pseudouridine 5'-phosphatase. Gene Ontology annotation, molecular function: phosphatase activity. Bases 1 to 705 code for a protein of 234 amino acids. The record is from RefSeq and is a predicted model, not a curated record. The transcript has a single exon. NCBI's taxonomy places the organism in Eukaryota, Metazoa, Chordata, Mammalia, Rodentia, Muridae.